CAUCUGUGUCUUAUAUGCAGUUGAGGACAUACAUUAUCCAAAAUGGAUACCAGCUUGACGAGUGCUGAGAUCAGGAAGAUCUUCAUUGACUUCUUUAAGGAGCAGGAGCACACCUAUGUCCACUCCUCAUCUACCAUCCCCCCUGAUGACCCCACACUACUCUUUGCAAAUGCUGGAAUGAAUCAGUUCAAGCCCAUCUUCCUGGGUAGUGUGGAUCCUAACAGUGACAUGGCCAAGUUGGUCCGUGCGGCCAACUCACAGAAAUGUAUCCGUGCCGGAGGGAAACACAACGAUCUAGACGAUGUGGGAAAAGAUGUCUACCAUCACACCUUCUUCGAGAUGUUGGGCAACUGGUCUUUUGGGGAUUACUACAAGAAAGAGGUGUGUGCCUGGGCAUGGGAACUGUUGACGGAGAGACUGAAGCUUGAGAAGGACAGACUAUAUGUGUCCUACUUCGGAGGGUACGAGGCUGGGGGACUAGAACCGGACAACGAGGCCAGGGACAUCUGGAUCAACCUGGGCGUUUCCCCGGAUCGUGUGCUGCCCUUCGACAUGAGUGACAACUUCUGGGAGAUGGGGGAGACCGGGCCGUGUGGGCCAUGCUCCGAGAUCCAUUACGACAGAAUUGGCAACCGUGAUGCUAAGCAUCUUGUCAAUAUGGAUGAUCCUGAUGUGUUGGAGAUAUGGAAUCUUGUGUUUAUCCAGUACAACAGGGAGUCUAAGACAGAGUUACGUCCCCUGCCCCGGAAGCACAUUGACUGCGGGAUGGGUCUGGAGAGAUUGGUGUCGGUGAUCCAGAGGAAGAGCUCCAAUUAUGACACUGAUGUGUUCAUGCCAUUGUUUGAUGCCAUUCAGAAGGCCACAGGUUCUCGGCCGUACUCAGGGAAGGUGGGCAAGGAGGACGUCGAUGGUGUUGACAUGGCUUACAGGGUGAUGGCAGACCAUGCUCGUACCCUCACAGUGGCCCUGUCUGACGGCGGACGCCCUGACAACACAGGAAGAGGGUAUGUUUUGAGACGUGUACUGAGAAGAGCUGUACGUUACGGCACAGAAAAGCUGAACGGAAAGCCAGGGAUGUUUGCUUCGCUGGUGGACACAGUUGUCCAACUACUGGGUGGUGCAUUCCCGGAGGUCACCAAGGACCCUGAAACUGUGAAGGAGAUCAUUAACGAGGAGGAGGCCCAGUUUCUGAAGACGUUGUCUCGUGGACACAGGCUCAUGGAGAGGACAAUCGGGAAGCUGGGGGACACAAAUGUCUUACCAGGUGACGUUGCGUGGCGACUGUAUGACACGUAUGGCUUCCCGGUGGAUCUCACCUGUCUCAUGGCGGAGGAAAAGGGGCUGUCUAUUGACAUGAAGGCCUUCGAUGAGGCCAAACAGCAUUCUCUGGUCAUGUCUCAAGGCACUGGUAGUGCAGUGGCUGAACAGAUCAAUUUGGACGUCCACGCACUAACCGACUUACAGAACAGGGGGGUGUCCCCAACUGACGACUCCCCCAAGUAUGCCUACACCGCUGAUGUUGGCGGCACCUACAAGUUCGAGCCAGCUACUGCCAAGGUGAUAGGUCUCCGGUACAACAAGGGGUUCGUGCAGGAAGUGACGACAGGGCAGGAAUGUGGUGUCCUCCUGGACAAAACUAGCUUCUAUGCUGAGCAAGGUGGACAGAUUUACGAUGAAGGAUUCAUCGUGAAGGCAGAUGAUGAGGAUGUGGAGUUCCGCGUGAAGAACGUGCAGGUGCGGGGCGGCUACGUGUUGCACAUAGGAACCAUUGAAGGAGCACUCAGAGUUGGGGAUGCUGUCAAACUUUCCAUAGAUGAAGAUCGGCGGUGUGCAGUCAUGAAGAACCAUACGGGUACCCACAUGCUGAACUUCGGUCUGCGCACUGUCCUGAAGGAAGCAGACCAGCGUGGCUCCCUUGUAGCUCCAGACAGGCUCCGCUUUGAUUUCACUGCCAAGGGUGCCAUGGCAGUGGGAGAGGUGAAGAGUGUGGAGGAAGAGGUUAACAAGAUGGCUGCCAAGAAUGAAGAGGUCUAUGCAAAAGAGGCAAGUCUGGCUGACGCAAAGUCCAUCCAGGGUCUCCACGCUGUGUUUGAUGAGGUGUACCCGGACCCCGUCAGGAUCCUGUCUGUGGGGAUCCCUGUGGAGGACCUUAUUGCUGACCCCAUGGGACCUGGUGCCUCCGUCACAUCAGUCGAGUUCUGUGGUGGAACGCAUCUACGGAGAGCCGGUCAUGUUGGUCAGUUUGUCAUACAGACGGAGGAGGCCAUCGCUAAGGGAAUCAGGAGGAUCAUUGCUCUCACAGGAACAGAGGCCGCCAAGGCAAUACACAGGUGUGGGGUUCUGGAGAAGUCACUUGCCGAGCUGAAGGACAAGGUGGAACGCAACCCCACUACACAGGAGGUGACCAACAGAGAACUCAGCUCCCUCAUCGUACAGCUGGAUAAUGAAGUGGCACAGUCCGGUAUCUCCUACUGGAAGCGGGACAGUCUGAGGUCGGAGUUGAAGGGACUCAAGAAGCAGAUGGACGACCUUGACAAGGCCAGGAAAGCUGCUGUGAUGACCGAGGUUGUGGAACAAGCGAAGAAGAUGAUUGAAACCAACCCAAACAUCAAAUAUAUCGUCCAUGAAUUCAAGGCAGGAUCUAAUGCUAAGGCCCUUGAUGCUGCCAUGAAACAGUACAAAGCUUCAAGUCCAGAGACUGCCGCCAUGUUUUUCUCCACGGAUGAGGAGUCUGGCAAGAUCCUGUGUAUGUCGUGUGUUCCCAAGGAUGUUGCAUCAAAUGGCCUGACCGCUAAGGCGUGGGUUGACCACGUAGUCCCCACUAUCAAGGGGAAAGGUGGUGGCAAAGACGUGUCCGCACAAGCCACUGGAUCGAACGUCGAUGGACUUCAGGAAGCCUUGAAACUGGCAACAGAAUUCGCGCAGGUGAAACUCUCUUGAAGAGGAAGGACCAUGAUGCAGUCUGCUCAAGUGCUUUUUUAUCUGCACACUACGCAAAUGUUUAACUGAACACCUCAUUCAUCGUGCUUACAGAACACUGACACCCUUCAACUGCGGUUAAAACACUGAAGUUUUCUUUUCACUCUGUUAUUAAAGAUAUUUUACUAAGUGAUGUUUCCUAUACAACAAAUGUAGAUUUUUAUAGCAAACUGAAACCAACUGGACUUUCUGUGCUCUGUGAGGAAAAGAAUGUGUUCAUGUGUACUCACCGACUUCUGAUAUUCAGGAAGUGUGUGAAGUGAUUCUUGCCCAACACUGAUGUCCAGAUCUGACCUCUGAUCCUGGUUUACAGUGACAUCUUGUGGCUGAAGGUGUCACUGGUUAUUUACCAAGUAAAUUUGUAUCUAAACCUGUUAUGAUCUCUGUUUUCAGGACUUUUAGAAUAUUUCCUUGCAUACUACAUGCAAUAAGAACACUUGUGUAUUGAUUGUCUCUAGCUAGAAGACAUUUUCUUUGGUUGUAGAAUUUAGCAGUUAGCAAUAUUCAACACUGCAUUAUUGUGUAAGCCUUUCUUUGAUUUAUUUAUCAUCUGAUAUGAUGAGGAACAAUGGUGAUACUAACAAUGAAUAUAUACAGGUAGCUGCUGUAGACUAGCUUGUAGGUUUUAGCGUUUUGUCUGUUACCAGCGUCCGUGUGAACAGGUUAAGUGAUGUACACACAUCUCAGUUUCUGAUGUUGACUGAUACAUAUAGAUGAUGGGCAUAGAGAUGAUCUAAGGUGACACAAAUACCCUUGUAGAGUUGUCUCCCUUUGAUGUGCAAGGCUCUACUGAUCAUGGGUUUAAAUCCCAGAUCUCUGGUUUGUCAACACUGUAUCUUAAAAAACUGACAGUGGUGUUACAUUUAACUCCAGGGUCACACUUAUGUGCAUGUCAAUGCUUGUUAGUAAACAGUUAAGUAACCAUGGCAACAUUACUUGAUUUGUUAGUUGCAUGAUGAUGUAAACCUUAGAUCUUUCAUGUGGCAGGAGAUGUGUCAAUAUUUUGUUGUACGCAAGACAUGCUGUCUGGGGACAACUGAUGACAAUAAGGAAACUGUCAAUCACUUGUUAAAACGUACAAGUAUGCCUGCAUGAGUGCUGUGUCUUUGGGACUCGGCCUUGACACCUUGCUCCUCUACUGUUGUGUACUACUCAACAUUUCCUACAAACCAUCAGGGUCAUCUUUAAAGUUGUGGUCCUUAGCAAACAUUAGGUCCUAUAGGUAUCCGUUUAAAAUACCUUGUAAAUGCAAUCUUGAUGUUUUCUCGAAUCAGCUAAUGGCAUUUCUUGACUUCAAUAACCAAUCGUUGUGUACUGUUUUCUGAUGUCACGGGUUUAGAUUGAUUUCCUUACUUGUGGAUCAAGUGUACCCCACCUGGACCACUGGGUCAGAGGGCAUACUCGACUCACAUAGAGAGCCAUCUGUUGGGUCAGUGAUGACUAGAAAAUUUCAGUUAUCUCCCCUUUCAGCUUUUGGUGUUUGAAUCAUUCCGUUCUCCACAUGAUUUCUUUCCUCCCACUUCGUCACAAACCGAUUUACAAUAUGGAUGUCUGUCAUGAAUGUUUGCAUGAUUUGGAGAUUUUCGAGAAGCAAGAUGUAUCUGACAUUUCCCCCAAAUCCACCUGUACAGGAUAUAAGCUGAAAUAUGAAUGUUUUGUUAUGAAAAGUAACUCCCUGACUUGUGUUUGUAUUUCUUUGAGCACAGGGUGAGAGAUUCGCAUUCAAAGUCCUGUCUGACUGCAAGACAGCUCAGAGUGUCAGAUUUUGCUCAUAAAUAUCAAAAUGUGGUUUUCUGUCAAAGAUUGUUACUGAUUUCAGCUCGGUCACAGUAGAUAUAUCAUAAAGCUGUUUAACCAUGUUAAUAGCUCCUCAAAUAUUUUCAUUCAUUUUUGAAGUUAACAAUUCUUUCAAAAGCUUUGAUCUAUUUGCCUUUUUUAUUUGUAGAGACUUCACAUAUACUGAACAUUAGAAACACACCACACUAAAAUGCAAUGACAAUGCUCAGAUAUCAUGGGUACAUUGCAGUCUGACGGAGGUAUUUCGUAUUAUGUGGGUGGUGCGUUUCUAAUGUUGUUCAGUAUAUAUUUUUCUGUUUUCGAUGAGUACGUCGGAAAUUCUUGAAAUCUGGAGAUUAAUAAUGCGGGUUUAAACCAAUGCUUAUUUAUGAAACAGAUUUGAAAAGGUGAGUGUCAGAGCUGUAGUAUUCUGAACUGGUCCCAGUAGUGGACAAUCCCACACCCACCUUGAUCAUCACUUGGUGUUAAGGUUUGCUCCAUGCCAGUAAGUGUGUUCACAGUUCGCCACUUAUGAAGCUUUUGGUCCAUGAAUAUUGACUAGUUUUGAGGAGCAAAGAUGUUGAAUGAGAACGACUCCAGUGUGUGAUGAGACUUGUUAUCUCUGUUGCUUCAUCUUGUUUCGCUGAUUUAAUCAGGCUGAAUGUCAGGUCAUUUUCAGUAUUGACAUUAAACAAUAUCAUCAA
Messenger RNA from Haliotis rubra (blacklip abalone), 5459 nucleotides. RefSeq names its product alanine--tRNA ligase, cytoplasmic-like. Gene Ontology annotation, biological process: alanyl-tRNA aminoacylation; tRNA modification. Gene Ontology annotation, cellular component: mitochondrion; cytoplasm. Gene Ontology annotation, molecular function: alanine-tRNA ligase activity; nucleic acid binding; aminoacyl-tRNA deacylase activity. The record is from RefSeq and is a predicted model, not a curated record. Lineage: Eukaryota; Metazoa; Mollusca; Gastropoda; Lepetellida; Haliotidae.